GAGUAGCCGACCCAUGUGAAUGCUGAGGUCCUACAACACCAGUGAUGUCCAAGAACAAUGGAACGUCCAUUGCACGCAGAGUGGCCCGGCGUACCGGUCCUUCCCAAAAAAACGCCAGUCGAUCAGUGGACGGAUCUGUCAUUAAGAAUAUUUGCCUGACGGGCGCCGAGGCCCUGCUGGAGAGAGAGCAGGAUUUCCUGUCCACCUUGUCUCAGGUUAACACGCUGGUCUUGAACACUUUACUGCAGUCGACAGGUAAGAGCCCCAUCGGGAACUCGAAGGUGCUGAAGGUCUUGAAUGACAAAUUUCACAAAGUCUGGGACCUGACGGCCCGAUGUUUCCAAACACUAAAAAAGAAUUACGACCUCUUGGCGGUGGAUAUCCAGGACAUAUACCUCAUGACUGAAGAGAGCCACUUCAUCGAAGUUUACACAGAGUAUUUUGUAGCAGUCACAAGUUAUAUGGUGAUCAAAGGUUUUGAGAAAUCAGCAAAGCAGACCAGUCUCUGGAAGACAAAUACAAAGGCCCUGAUGCAGCUGGUUAAGGAGAGUUCAGAAACCCCCAUCAACAUGCUGCUGCAGAGGGUCUUCAUCGAGCCGUUCCGCCAGCACAUCCAACAAUACCACUUCCAGCUGUCCAAGCUGAAUGGAAAUCUUCUGAAGGAUGCCGGAGUGGAACCUCUAAAGAAAACACCUGAGGUGUUUGGGAGCCUCGAGUCUUUUAUCAGUCAGUGUUUGGAUGAGGCUCUCCAGACGAGGACCCUGUGGGCCUCAUUGUCCAAAAGACUAACGGCCGCUCUUUGUAACCCUGAACGCCGACUACAAGAAGACAGCCGCAAUGUCCCGGUGACGGUGACCUCCAGCCGAUACGACCGGGUCCUCCUCUUCAAUGAUCAUCUUGCCUUCCUGCAGGGGAAUGACGCGUACAUCUACGACCUGAAGACGGUCUGGGUGGAUUCAACAACAAAGCAAAAAUCCGAUCCCUGCAAACACGUCUGGCGCGUUGUCACCCCGGAGGAGGAAUUCAUCCUUUCCACGAAGGAGCCGCAGCAUAAGGUGUUGUGGAUUUGGAAGCUGAAUCAGCUGAUACGCCAAAGUCUGGAAAGAAAACGUGAUUUUCCACUGUGGGGAAAGACGGGAGAGGCCAACGAUCCCCCAACAUGCCGCUUGGUGACGUACACCUACAGGAACGAGGGCAGGUUCAAGAAUGCGGUUUAUGAAGGCGACAUGUCCUGGGGGAAUCCACAUGGAAAGGGCACGUUAAAAUGGCCGAACGGUCGCAAUCAUGCGGGGGAUUUCAAAUACGGUCAGGAGGACGGAUUUGGAAUUUGUCUGAUCCCGGGCUCGUCCCCGGACAGGUACCACUGCUACAAAUGUCACUGGAGGAAUGGAGCCAUGCAGGGAUAUGGAAUCUGUGAGUACGCAGAUGAAUCCGUCUACAAGGGUUACUUCAAGGACAAUGUGAGGCAUGGAUUUGGGACCCUGGAAAACAUGGCCUCCAUGGGAAACUCAUUCAAAUACAUGGGGAACUGGGAGAAGGACAAGAGGUCGGGGUACGGAGUUUGGGAAAGCAGUGAAAAGGGGGAGCGAUACAUAGGGAUGUGGCUGGAUAACCAGAGACACGGCCCCGGAAUCGUUCUGUUUCACACCGGCUGCUGUUACCAGGGAACGUUCAGCUCCAACAAACUGGUGGGUCCCGGAGUUCUUAUUACAGAAGACGGCACUGUAUAUGAGGGAGAAUUCACUGAGGAAUGCGCGCUGUCUGGAAAAGGAAAACUGACAUUCACCAAUGGAUUCACCCUUGUGGGGACCUUUACCAAGUCUGCAAACUACGGCCUCCAGACCCAGGGCGUCCUCAGCACCUCCAGCGACUUCCGGGAUGAAAUCCUGAAGAAGAAAUACCAGUUCGGUAUCGGGUCGUUCCCGGUAGAGGAGCGCUGGCAAGGAAUAUUCGAACAGUUCCAGAAGUUCCUGGAAUCCGGCUGCAGCCGGGAAAAGGAGGAAUCUUUCCUGGGAUUUCACACCAAGUCCAGCAAGAAAAUUCAGCGCUCCCAGGAGUACCUGUGCUGCAAUCUGGGCGGGAUCGAGGAUGAGUCGGUGAAGAUGGAGGAUAUGUUGAAGAACCUGAAUCUCCAGCGGGAUCCUGAGGCCUUCCAGGUGUAUCUACAGAAGGCAAUUAACGCCUCUCCUGACCCUCUGUACAAACUCCUGAAGGUGCUGCAUGGGGCAUUUCAGGCCACAUACUCUGGUAUGGGGGCAAAUUUCCAUCUGCUGAGCAUGGCACAGGAGGAAAUCAAGCACUACGCCAGACAAAUCUGGGAGUUUUUCAGAGCACUAAUGGCCAUGAAAGCUGAGAAGGAAAGCCGCGUGGUUGGGCCGGAGGAGGAAGAACUGAGUGAUGAGCUGAAUCCACAUACUGUGAUCCUCCCCGCCAUCCUUCCCCGAUUCCACCCCGACCUCUUCAUGCUGUACAUGCUCUACCAUGAGCAGGAGGACGCCCUCUAUUGGCAGGGUAUAGUCCGCCUGGGUCACCUGACAGACACCAAACUUCUGGAGUUCUUGGAUGUGCAAAGGCAGCUGUGGCCUCUUAAAGAGGUGAAGCUGACAACCAAUCAG
Nanorana parkeri is the source of this 2615-nucleotide messenger RNA. It is a transcript of the gene ALS2CL, whose product is annotated as ALS2 C-terminal like. The transcript has 22 exons. Lineage: Eukaryota; Metazoa; Chordata; Amphibia; Anura; Dicroglossidae. The annotation marks the transcript as partial. The record is from RefSeq and is a predicted model, not a curated record.